UCGUCACAUCAGACGAUGGCAAUGCUUUGUAGGGGAAGAGUAAUGCGAUUCCUAGUACCGGCAACACAGCAACAACUCGCCAAAGCAACUUCUUUUAUUACACCUUUCUCACUGGAAUGGUACCCUAAACCCACAUCUUUAUUUUCCAACAACCCUUUUCAAGAACUUGUUUCAUCUUCAUCCCCAGCCGCUGUAACGACGAGCGGUUUUGCUGUUAGAACUGCGAGGAUGUCGUUCUCGAGUGAUCAAGGAGGCCAGGAUGGUCGUUUCAAGUUGUCUGAGUCCAGCACUCUCCUCAUCAAGAAAGGAGAUAUCACUAAGUGGUUUGUUGAUGGCUCUUCUGAUGCUAUAGUUAAUCCAGCCAAUGAAAGAAUGCUUGGAGGUGGUGGUGCAGAUGGAGCCAUACAUAAGGCUGCGGGACCAGAACUUGUAGAAGCUUGCUAUAAGGUCCCAGAAGUUCAACCUGGAGUACGCUGUCCCACAGGAGAAGCAAGAAUUACCCCAGGCUUUAAAUUGCCUGCAUCUCGUGUGAUUCACACCGUCGGUCCUAUAUAUGAUUCUAAUAGCAACCCUGAAAUCUUCCUGAAAAAUGCAUACAAGAACAGCUUGACUGUGGCCAAAGAGAACAGUAUUCAGUACAUUGCUUUCACUGCCAUAUCGUGUGGUGUAUAUGGUUACCCUUUGGAGGAAGCGGCCGCGAUUGCUAUAUCUACAGUUAAAGAAUUUGCAAAUGACUUUAAAGAGGUGCACUUUGUUCUGUUCUCAGAUGAAAUCUACAGUGUUUGGUUGAACAAGGCAACAGAACUGCUGGGGGCAUAGUGUGUAUUAGCAGCUAGUUUAAACCAGUCUUGUCAUCUUGGAGCAUGUGAAACUACCAGCUUUCAACUUUGGAAGCAUUUGUGCAAGUGUCCUAGUAUUAUUAUGGGUUGUGGUUUUCUCUGGAGAGAAUAGAUUGAUGCUGUUGUUUGCAAUUCCCCUUGAAACAUUGAGUGUUAGAGUGCAAGUUUGUGAAUUGUCUAUUGAACCAUAUGCUGCCAAACUUUAGCUAUUCUCUUUA
Messenger RNA from Mangifera indica (mango), 1057 nucleotides. Its product is annotated as macro domain-containing protein VPA0103-like. Bases 16 to 819 code for a protein of 267 amino acids. The transcript has 7 exons. The record is from RefSeq and is a predicted model, not a curated record. NCBI's taxonomy places the organism in Eukaryota, Viridiplantae, Streptophyta, Magnoliopsida, Sapindales, Anacardiaceae.